Messenger RNA from Didymosphaeria variabile, 795 nucleotides. RefSeq lists its product as uncharacterized. Gene Ontology annotation, molecular function: pyridoxal phosphate binding. The transcript is spliced from 2 exons. The record is from RefSeq and is a predicted model, not a curated record. NCBI's taxonomy places the organism in Eukaryota, Fungi, Ascomycota, Dothideomycetes, Pleosporales, Didymosphaeriaceae. Gene Ontology annotation, cellular component: intracellular anatomical structure. Bases 1 to 795 code for a protein of 264 amino acids.
AUGGCCGACGAGAUGCAGAUCAAUCCACAGCGAGCAAAACAGCUUGCCGUGAACCUCGCCAGUAUAUCUUCCCGCAUCAAUGCUGCCAACAAAAGCUCCAAAAAGAUCCGCCUGAUAGCCGUCUCUAAACUUAAACCCGCGACCGACAUCCUCGCAUUACACCAGCAGCCUCAGCCUAUACAUUACCACUUUGGCGAAAACUACGUCCAAGAGCUACUAGAGAAGGCGAAGCUGCUUCCGCGCUCAAUACGAUGGCACUUUAUCGGCGGUCUGCAAUCCAACAAGUGCAAGCAAUUAGCGGAGCAAAUACCGAAUUUGUGGUGCGUAAGCAGCGUAGAUACUGCGAAGAAGUGCGAUCAGCUGGAGAAGGGCCGCAAGGCGCUGGUCGAAAGCGAUGCUGGAGUUGAACCGCUGCGGGUCAUGGUACAGGUCAACACUAGCGGCGAGGAGUCCAAGUCUGGAGUUGAACCUGAUGACGCGCUCGCAUUGGCAAAACACAUCGUCGAGCAGUGCCCAAAUUUGCGCUUCACGGGCCUGAUGACUAUUGGUGCGAUCGCGAGGAGCAAGGCUACUACGCCGGAGACUAAGAACGAAGACUUUGUGACCCUGAGAGACGUCAGGGAUAAGGUCGCUGAGGGUUUGGACUGGGAGAAAGAGAAGAUGGAGCUAAGCAUGGGGAUGAGUGCAGAUUUCGAGGGUGCAAUUGCGAUGGGCAGUAAUGAAGUAAGGGUAGGGAGCGAUAUCUUUGGUGAGAGACCAGCAAAGAAAGAUGCGGUAGUCGUGGAGAAGAGCUAG